Monomorium pharaonis (pharaoh ant) is the source of this 1149-nucleotide messenger RNA. It is a transcript of the gene fh, whose product is annotated as frataxin homolog, mitochondrial. The coding region runs from base 123 to 734 and encodes 203 amino acids. The transcript is spliced from 3 exons. Gene Ontology annotation, biological process: iron incorporation into metallo-sulfur cluster; intracellular iron ion homeostasis. Gene Ontology annotation, cellular component: mitochondrion. Gene Ontology annotation, molecular function: ferroxidase activity; ferrous iron binding; ferric iron binding. The record is from RefSeq and is a predicted model, not a curated record. NCBI's taxonomy places the organism in Eukaryota, Metazoa, Arthropoda, Insecta, Hymenoptera, Formicidae.
GAAAUUUACUGUUUCGCGCGUGAUAAAUUGAUAAUACCGACGCGGUGAUGUAAACACGAGGAGUAGCGCUUCUACUAGCCAGAGAAUUUGUUUAAUCGAUAAAAUUACUAAGGUUGUUUAUCAUGUUAACCGUCGUAACGAGAUCUGAUAUAAUCUCAAGGCUGUGUCGUAGUCUACUUCUUCGUAGAAUUUUGAUUAAGAAACGAGCCAUUUUACAAUCAAAUAGGCCCAGCAGUUACAUUACAGGUUAUGUCAACCACAAUGUAAUACAUUUUCCGAGGAAAAAUACACGAAUGAUACUACAAUCGUGCAUAAAAAAUUUCAGUACGGAUACUGGACAUUUGACAGAAACCAAACUCAGCUUUGUGCAAUACGAGAAGAUUUGUGAAGAAACUUUGGACUCGUUAACAGAAUACUUUGAGGAAUUAGUUGAAGCUGCAGAGCAUUUGCCAGAUGCUGAUGUUUCUUAUGGAGAUGGUGUGCUGACUGUGAAAUUUGGGGAGCCAUAUGGUACUUAUGUUAUAAAUCGUCAAACACCAAACAAGCAGAUUUGGCUCUCCUCUCCAAAAUCUGGACCAAAACGUUAUGAUUUUAUAAAUGGCCAGUGGAUAUACAAGCAUGAUCACAAAAGUUUACACGAACUGCUUAAUAAUGAAAUACCAGCAAUUGUGAGGAGUGAAGUGUGCUUUGACAAAUGUUCUUUUAGUGGUACAGAGAAACAAGUUGAUAGAUAGUUCUUAUAAAAAAUAUAAUAUAAAAAUUUAGUUACAAUUGCUUGAAUCUAUAUUCACUUAAUAUGAUUGUUACUAGAGACUAAUUAAACAUUACUGAAGGUCUGAUUUAUAAAAAUUGUACAUAAAACUAAUAUAAAAAGCCAAAAGAAACGAAACUGAUAUAUAUAAGAGCUGCAUUAACAACUAAAUUAAAGAAACUUCAUGUGAGUAAUUUUAAUCUAAUUGCAAUAUGUCGCAUAUAUUUGCACUGCAAUGACAAUGAAUUCUAUAAUGGCACAUGUACAUACAAUCUUAUUUAUUAUUAUGCUUUAUGUUGCAACGAAAUAUUGACAAAUGUGAAUUAACUCUCCUCUUAAAGAGAGAAUGAAUGUCAAUAUAUUAUAAGCUGAUAUAAAAUGUAUAAUGAAAUUUUUGA